GCUUUAUUGUUAAAUGAACAAGGUCAUUUCAAAGAUCAUAAACAACAGAAGAUAAAAAAGGUAAAAUCAAAAGAAGUGAAACCACUUUCAGCAGAGGGAAGAUAAUGAAAGAUAGUAAAUACAAAUGCCUUUCAACAAAGCAAAUCUCCUACAUUUCUGAGCCGUCGAAAAAUUUGCAACUUUCAGUGUAACCUUUUCCCUCCUUGUCAGAUAGGUGACGGAUUCUUUUAAAUAGGCCAUUCCUGUUUUGCAUCAUUUUCUCAUCAAAUUUCCUUUUAGGCAGAACAUGGUAUAAAAUAUGGCAACAUAUGGUUAACUGAGCUCCACAAAUACACAUUAGCUAAUCUGCUGCAAUUUUAUGGUAAUAGCCCUAGCGAUAAUGGGGAAGCUUCCUGUUUCUGGGAAGGCCUUAUGUAAAAAAGUGAAAUGUUUGAUUAAAUAACUAAAUAUGGAGUAAGUCCAAUUGAACACAGGGGGGCUUACUUCUGAGAUGUUUGCAAUGCAUCUCUCUUGCAUGUGUUACUUUAAUAAGUUGAAUGUAACAAAAAUAUAGAGGAUUUAGCAAAGUCCUUAUCAGCCAUAUAAGCUUCCUCAAUUGGUUUAGUUCUUUUUUUGCAACAGUUUUUCAUGCAUUUGAGCUUCAAACCGGAGCAUCCAGUUGCAGACAUUUUUGGAAGUCUUUUGGAAAUAAUACAGAUUGUCAUAUCACUACAUAAGCUUAAUAUGCAUAAAUUGUUUGUGCUCUAAUUCAUGCAACAGAGAUCCCAGUCAUAAACUUAAAAUUGUUUUGUGGUAUUUACAAUUGACCCACCUCUGAUAACAUACAGAUUCACAGAGGAUGAAGUUUCCUAAGCACACAUCCCGAGCCCCGGGGAGAUCAAGAGUGGUAGUCAACUAACUUUUUUAUGCAAAUUAGACCCGUUGAACAUUAAUUCCAAUGCAUCUACUCUGAGCAAAACUUAGUUGAAUCCCAAUCAAUGUCUUCCGUUCCUGCAAAGGUCAGAAUUAUUUGCAAAGACCUGGUGCCUAUUGGGACUGAUGAGGCAGAAGGCUGGAAGCCAGGGUCAAGGACAAGCUGAGUCAACUAAUUCCAGCUUUGUCCCCAUCCUGCUGAGUUCUACAAAAGGCAACACGGAGACCAAAGAGGAGGAGGAAGAGGAGGAGGUUGAUAGGCUGUGCCACUCCCUGAAAGGCUGUAAGGAGGAUGACAGACAGGCAGGUGGGAGCUGGCUAAGAGCAGUCUGAGGUUGGUGGAGCCACGCCCCUCUUACCUAAUGGCCAGCCUCUACUGGGAUGGGGUCCAAAAUCCAUCCCUUCUUCCCAUUUGCUCCCUAGUUGACCCAUUUCAUUUGUCAGGGCAAUCCUAUGUGUCUACUCAGAAGCAAGCCCGACUGAGUUCAAUGAGACUUAUUCCCAAGCCCACAACCACUGGCUUCACAUUCAAAUUCUAAUGUAAGCUCUUUGGGGCAGGGAACUUUUUCUGCUGUUUUCUUUCUUAAUGCCUAAUGUACACUGAAGGGGUUAAGAACUGCAAUAAAUUCUGAACAAGCCCAUCCUGCCUUGAAGCAGUUGCGUGUCUCCUUCCAAGUAUAGUUCAGGACAGUCCACACCAGCGGGCUCAGGCACCUUCCACGCACCGGCCGACACGGAACUGGCAGGCUUAAAAGUCUGCGCCCUGCGAGUCAAAGGAAAUUGUGUGUAUGCGAUGUCAGAAUCACUUAUAUUAUAUUAUGCGCAGAAUGAGAGGGUGGCUCCGUCCCUGCCCUGAGAAGCUUUAUAGCCUCCCACCACCCUAAGGUAACUUUCACAUCACUAGGAGCAAGUUUCUCAUCAAGAACAGCGGUUCCGACGCCCACAAUUCCGCCAAAGGAGACCUCCUGAAAAAUCCCCGCCUUCCCUUCACAGUUUGGUUACUCUCAUUAGUUCCCAGCAGAGAAAGCAGGAAUGCACUCGGCGCAUGCUCAGAGGCACUUUCUCCUCGACUUUCUCCAGGCUGGCGGAGUUCUGCGCACAGUCUCUUGCGCCACCCUCGCAGCCUGGAAAUUGCGCGCCAAGACAAGCGGCGGAGACGGCAGUUCCUGGGCCCGGCCCGGCCCAUCUCCCCCGUCCCGUCGCGGCGGGUGUUGCCCGGGCAGGCAGCCCUUGGCGCGCGCCGGGGUGCGUGGCCGGCCGCUGACCCCAGAGGCAGCCCUUCCCCUCGCCUCGCCUCUCCCAGCCCCGGAGGCAGGUGAACUGGGCGCGGGGAAGGAAGCUUCCUCGGCCUGCCCUCGCCGCUGCUGCUGUCACUUCCUGUAGCCGCCGAGAGCCCAGCCCAGCCCGGGUCCUCCUCCUCCUCCUGCUUCUGCUGCUCCCUCCCUCCCCGCAGCCGCCUGCACCGCCCUGGGCAGCGCGCAAGGGAGAGGCUGCUGCGGUCGCCCCCGUCCUCCCCAGCCGGUGAGUGGCGGUGGGCGGGUGAAGCUCGGCGGGGAUUGCGGGUGGGGAGAGGGGAGGCGGAGAGAGCCGGGCCCGGAGGCGCUUCCCGGGCGGGAAGAGCGGGGAAUCAGGCAGGCUCAAGAGGGGAGGAAGAGGCGGAGGCGUCGGUUUCGCCAGACCCAGCUCGGUCGCUGUUCCUCUGCGCCCCCGCCUCCCCAGAGUCCCGCCCUGCUGCUGUGCCUUUGCCUCUCCGGUGCCGGGAACGGGAAGGGAGCGGCAAUUUCCCCACCUCGCCUCCCCAGCUUCCCUUUCGGUACUUUCUAGAUCGAGAGCUUGCUGCUUGUAUGCAAACCAAAAUGCAUGUAUAAGGGAGCGGUUCCUCGGUGCCAGGGGGAGGGAAAGCACUCUGUAGGUGCUCAGAGACUCCCUUUGGCUGUGUCUGUGUCAUCGGGCUCGACCGCUAGCAUUCAAUAGUUUCUGGGGCUAAACCCCAGCAUAGUUGCUCUUCCCUAUUGAAAAAGUACCCGGUCAGGUCACUCCCCUCGCCCCGGCAAGGCUUGUAUAAUGCCUUGGCCCCUUAAAAGGGUAUGUUGUAGUUUGGAGGAAGGUAGGGUAUGCGCCAGGUAAGCGCUGGUGGGGCCACACCUUCCUUGCGCCAGAUUCUUCUGGUCCCUUUUCGUCCAAUAGUAACAGCUGCGCUUUUGGUUGCAAAAUGUUCGGCUGCACAUCCGGCUGCGGCUUCAGUGGACCAACUGUGCUGUGAUUUAACCAUUUCCCUGUGGGGUUGUUUCUUGCAGGAAAGGAGUUUUCGGGAAACACUUCCUUUCCCGAGGAAAGGAGAGUGUGUGUGUGUGUAUAUAUACAACAACCCUGAACCCGUUGCUUUUCUCAAGUUCUUGCUUUGUGUUGUUUUCUCCCUCCGCCUCCUUUUGGUCCCCAAACUCCAAUACAGGAAGACUACUGGGUUCGAAGUUCUGGUUCGCUGGUGUUAGGUAGCAUCUGGCCAAUUCUUCUGCACCUUCCUGUCUUCCUCCAAAGUUUUCCUGGCUGCGCAGAAGAAUAAACAAGGCUUGCCCAUUCUUGAGUCCUUCUCUGUCAUCGGCCAUUCUCACAGGAACCACCCAAGGGAUCUUUCUCCUGUGGCUUUGAGUCACACCUGGUUAAAGUUCGGAGUAGUGGGUGGGGCUGCCACUGAAACCUGAAGACGGAAGUUCCUACCCCAUCUCCCCAAAAGUCUUACGACUGUGUGCUUGAAACAGAACUUGUGCUUAAAUGGAUUGAUUCCCUUUACUGUAAGGGUUGUAUGCUGUGGUUGCAGAGCUUUUAAAUGCUUGCUUCUAGCCUUAAAGGUUUUUGUUUGGUCUCACUCUGAUCAGGUGUUGAAGCAGCAGGCUGAAUUUUGCUUUUGGUGGGCACUGCUUCCAUGAAAAACACGUCUAUAUAAGGCUACAGGAAGUUCAGUGUGUUUUCCUUCUCUUGCGACUGACGGCUGAAGGUCCGCUGUCAGUCAUCCAUAGAUAGGCCUUGAUGGGGCCUUUUGAUUAAUUACACUAAGGGGUUUUAACUUCAGUGAUUUUGGCCUGCCACUUUUCUGGGGUGGCAUUGGGGUGGGUAUGUACUCUGGUCUUGUAAGCGUAUUUUCAUUUCUGGCAUUUCACAUGUAAACCAAAGAAACGGGAUAGCAGAGCCUGUGUACCAGAUUGUGUAGAGCACUGUAUCUUUUGAUUUACGGUGUGCACGCAUCUAUUGAAAGGGCAAGUGUUUGGAAUGAAGCUGGGAUUCUACUGCAGGAUUCAUAAAGGAGAAAGCUGCUAAUUCCCUCUUCCGCUGUGUUUCCCUCCCACCCACAUAGAGCCGAAUCGAGGUAGAAGCCCACCCUCCCAUAAUAAAGGAGGUUGGAUAUUAGACGAUAGACUGGCAGCGAUUGAAACAGAAACAGGACAACAAGUGGCAAAUAAUCCAGCCAGAGGCUAGUCAUCAGUGAGCCUCUGCACGUGACUAUUGCCUAUACACAGAAGCAAAGCACAGAGAAAAUGCGAGUUGUCAAUUAUAAAAUGAGCUGGAGUGCAAAAAUUUGUAUGGAGGCCAAAAAUGUAGAGCUGCCGAGAACCUGAGUGCACAGAGGUAUUUAUGUAUAUAGGGGGAAAUAUGAAUGUUGGGGGGGGUCCAAGUUUGAUCAAGAGCACCCGAGGCUUCCUGCUCAUUGUCGAAAGAGGUCGGACUUGCAACAUCUUCAGCAAGUGAAGUGAUUGCAAUCUGUGCGGCAGCUCUGCCGAAUUCCUUUGAUUCCUGCUCCACAUUUCUGAACAACCUUAUUACAAUCUUAUUAGAAAUCAUAUUGCAGCAUCGCCCUUGGAGAGCGUUGUGCAUGAGCCAGCCUGCGAGAUUAUAAAGGUGUGUCGCUUUUCUUCUCUUCCGCCUCUGCAGCCAUGUCCUUCCGAAAGGUUGUGCGCCAGAGCAAAUUCCGCCACGUCUUUGGGCAGCCCGUCAAGAAUGACCAGUGCUACGAUGACAUCCGGGUGUCACGAGUCACUUGGGACAGCACUUUCUGCGCUGUCAACCCCAAGUUUGUGGCUGUGAUUAUAGAGGCCAGUGGAGGAGGGGCCUUCAUGGUGCUCCCGCUACAGAAGGUGAGGGAACAGUCUGACUUGGGAAACACUGGGCUCGCUUUCAUUAGAGGUUCUUAAGCAGAAGCCAGUGACCAUUGGGGGCUGUACGUCAGCAGAAGGUUAGACUAGAUGACACUUUGAAGUCCCUCCCAUCCCUAACACUCUUAAGUACAGUGGUACCUCGAGUUACAAACGCCUGAGGUUACAAAUUCUUCAGGUUACAAACUCUUCUAACCUGGAAGAGUUACCUCGAGGUGAGAACUUUGCCCCAGGAUGAGAACGGAAGUCGUGUGCCAGCGGCAGCAAGAGGCCCCAUUAGCGAAAGCACAGUUUCAGGUUAAGAACAGCUUCAGGUUAAGAACGGACCUCCGGAAUGAAUUAAGUUCGUAACUAGAGGUACCACUGUACUGGGGAUGUCACUGGAUGGGAGUAGGAAUAGGGAAGAGGUGCCCAAGGUUGACUGGCCCCAAGAAUUUCUCAGCUCAUAAGAAGAGGUUUCCUGGAUCAGGCCAGAGACUCAUCUAGUCCAGCAUCCUGUUCUCACAGUGGUCAACCAGAUGCCUUGUGGGAAACCUGCAAGCAGGACCCAGGCACAAGAGCACUCUUCCCCUCCUGCAGUUUCCAUGUGGCCUCCGGUUAUGGAGGUAGAGCAUAGCCAUCACUGCUAGUAGCCAUUGUUAGCUUUGUCCUCCCUGAAUUAGUGUAAUCCUUUCUUAAAGUCAUCCAGUUUGGUGGCCACCAUUGCCUCAUGUGGGAGAGAGUUCCAUAGUUUAAUUCUGCACUGCAUGAAGAAGUACCGUAUUUUUCGCCCUAUAGGACGCACUUUUCCCCCUCCAAAAAUGAAGGGGAAAUGUGUGUGCGUCCUAUGGGGCGAAUGCAGGCUUUCGCUGAAGCCUGGAGAGUGAGAGGGGUCAGUGUGCACCGACCCCUCUCGCUCUCCAGGCUUCAGGAAGCUAUCCUCAAGCCUUGGGAGCCCCCGGGAGUUCCCGUCGGGCUCCCUAGGCUUGUGGAUAGCAGCCUGCAUCUCGAAGCCUGGGGCGCGCUGCACAGCACGCCCCGGGCUUCAGUUCCCCGACCUGGUUUGGAGGCAGGCGGUGGGGAGAAGCGCGCUUUCCCCUGCCACCAGCCCCACAAGCUCGGGGGACAGCGGGGAGGCGGAGCGCCGCCAUCCCGCUGUUCCCCAACCUGGUUUGGGCUUCAGGCAGAUAUCCGCAAGCCGUGGGAGCCCAGCGGGAAGUCGCGCCGGUCUCCCAAGGCUUGCGGAGAGCUGCCUGUUCUGGGGGCUGGGGUCGGGGGAAGCUCGGGCUUCCCCUGCCCCAGCCCCGUGCCUGGAGGGGAAAUAAUUUUUUUUCCUUUAUUCCCCCCCCCCCAAAAAAAACUAGGUGCGUCCUAUGGGCCGGUGUGUCCUAUGGGGCGAAAAAUACGGUACUUUCUUUUAUCUUGUCCUGAAUCUUGCAGUAUUCUAACUUGGGUCUCAAUAUAUCAUUCCUCCUCCUGCUUCUUCUCCUAUCUUGCGUUUUGUGUCUUCGAGCACAUAAUAUUUUAUGGGUACUGAGGGAUGGAACAGAGGGGUUGUACUGGGACUGCUGAUAGUCUUGUGGGGCAAAUGGGGAAAGCUGUAACAGGAAACAGGAUAGUGACUUUGAGGAGCCUGGAAGGAACUGCCUGAUGACUCUUGUCCCCUUUGGUUAUUUUUUCCCAGACCGGACGCAUUGAUAAGUCUUACCCUACGGUGUGUGGGCACACAGGACCUGUUUUGGACAUUGACUGGUGCCCGCACAAUGAUAACGUCAUCGCUAGUGGCUCUGAGGAUUGCACUGUUAUGGUGAGGGGCAGCUGGUAAAAGGACUCUGUGUGUGUGAGAGGGGGGGGCUCACCUGUAGCCAUGCUCUUGGCUAAAUAUAUACAGAAGGUUGGGGCUGUACAUAUUAAUGAAUCAAGCAGUCAGUAUUGAGUGGCAAAUUGAGCAUGCUGUGCAUUUGAAAAUUCUAUUUUUAAAGCAAGUUUCUAGUCCUUCAGAUUGUGGAGGCUUGAAAGCACAGACUCUCUGAAGUUUGGUAUGCGUGUACAGGCAGGAUAGCUGAGCAAGGUUUUCAGCAGCAGGGUGGGGAGGCCUGUUGACUGCCCCAGAUACUGCUUGGUCACUUAUCAUGAUUAUUUAGCAGAGGCGGACUAUAUUAGGCAAAUUAAGUUUGCAUAUGCAAAUGUGUUUUGUUACAAUACAAUUCACAGGGCAAAGAAUUCAGACGGAGGAGCUGUUAGCCGGGCUGUAGACAUGGGAAGCAAGAUGCUAUCCACAGAAUGUGGGAUGGUGGGAUCAGGAGAAUGACCCUUUGGUGUGGAGCAAGCUAAAGCCAGAGUAUACCCCCCCCACGGGUGGCUGGAUGUUGUUUGGCAUUUGGUUCAGGAUGAUGGGAGAGCGAGGUUUGUGGGAGGCUGUGCCACUGGUGACAGGACCGGAGCAGACGAAAGUGCUUUGCCGGCUGAGCCAUUUCACUCCCGUCUUUCUCUCCAGGUAUGGCAGAUCCCCGAGAAUGGAUUGACACUGCCUCUGACGGAGCCAGUGGUUGUUCUAGAAGGGCACUCUAAGCGUGUGGGCAUCAUCACUUGGCAUCCAACUGCCCGCAACGUCCUCCUCAGUGCAGGUACCAUCUGUGGUGGUGGAGUAAGUGGCAGAAUAAAAGUGGAGAACAUCCGGCUGCAAGCUUACAUGCUGGGGCGGUUGAGACCCAAAGUUAAGGGCAGCCUAACACAGAACUCUGUGGCAAACCUCUUCCAAUGAGCACCGUUUUCCCCCAGGCUGUGACAACGUGGUGAUCGUGUGGAACGUGGGCACAACUGAGGAGCUUUACCGCCUGGAAGAUCUGCAUCCUGACCUCAUUUAUAAUGUCAGCUGGAACCGUGACGGCAGCCUCUUCUGCUCGGCCUGCAAGGAUAAAAGUGUGCGCAUCAUUGACCCCCGCCGUGGGCAGGUUGUUGCGGUAUGUUUCUCCCUCCUUUGAAGCUUUUUGGUUCUGGUCUGUCUAUCUUGCCAUUCUUGACCUGUUUACAUGAGUGUUCCCUCUCUUUGGCAAUCUAUUACUUUCUGGCCAUUCUGCAAGUCAAAGGGACUCUCCGUUGUGUUUUGGGAAUGUUGCAGUGGGAUGUGUUUGGGCCACAGUCGGUCCUCCCUGUCCUGUUAUCUGAGCAGUGGUAUCUCUCUGUAGUUUGUGCCUCCCUAGUCCCCUUUUCUAGCUUGGUUGCAAGGCUCACACUUGAGAUGUGACCUGCGCUGCUUUGACUGUGCAGUGAUUUGGUGAUGGGAAGCUCACGCUUUGCCUCCUGGGUUAAUUAGCUCUCAGCAGUGCUGAUCUUUAUGUAGUUGACAUGUUAGUGGGCUAUCUAUAAGACAGGCUCUGAUGCGUGGCAUUGUUUAUAUUGCUUAUUGGAUAGUGCUGGGAGAAGCCUAAUUUUAAUUGAAGAUGAAGACUGCAUAUGGAAUGUGCUCUAGGCAGAGGUGCUGGCUUACGAUGAAUCUAAAUUUCACAACCGGCAAAAACCAGAAUUUGCACUUUCAUUUUCGGUAGAGCAAGUUAUGCACAUUUUCAGAUGAAGUAAAUGAAUUUACAUGUGUGUGUGCACAUAUCAGCAAGAGUUCAAGGUGGUGUCAUCUUUGCUACGCAGGGGACACUGUGCUAAUGGCAAAAUAUACAGGAGGGAAGGAGGCAUGAGGUUGAUAAGAGGAUGCUAAAUAGGGGAGCAGAAGCAGGGGAUCUGUGCAGAGAGAAGCUGUGAAACAAGGGUGAACUCCCUUCAGCCCCCGAGAGCUCGUCUGAUAGUCGGGGAUGGUGUAAUCCAGAAACAUCUGGAGAGCCACUGGUCCCCCACCCCUGUUCUGGAAUCCUCAUCAGAUCCCUCCAAGGCUUCACCCAUCUCUUCCUCUCUUCCCUCUCCCUCCCAAGCCUUUUAUGAGAAUUAAUAAGGGCUUCUCAUCAGGCGUCUCAGGAAUCUGAUCAUGCUGUCAAUGAUAAUGCAUAAGCAUUUCCCAGGUGUGUUUCUGUAAUAUUAUUGAGAAAUCAAUUCACAGGUGUUUCCAGCUAAGCCCCAGUUUUGGUAUGUGACUAUAUAUAAAUUGGCAGCACUGUAUAGGAUUGGGAAAUGAUUAAAUUGGUGUUAUCUGUGAGAUUGCUUCCCCAGAUCUCCAUUCUCUUCCUUGCUUGAGACUCAGGCCUGUAUAAAAUUUAAUGUGUUGUGACCUCUGAGGACCAACCUCUUCCUUCCUUUCCCCUCUCCUACAUAGGUUGAUCUGGAAUCUGAAGAAGGGAUAAAAAUGGGUUAACUUUUUUUAAUAUAAAAAGCUUAUUUUAAGAAGGAAGUAAUAUUUCAAAAUAACGUAUCUCUAUGCUGUAUUUGCAUUCAUCUGUCGUCAUGCUGGCGAACGAGGGCACAUGAAUACUCAAGUUAAAACAGGGCGAAGGAAGCCCAAGAAGCCCUGAGUGGGCAGGCUGGCACAAAGAGUGGGCAGGUGGCCCAGGCACACCCUCCCUCCCUCUGCCUUCGCCACAGCCACUUGCCAGGUGGAAGGAACUGAAGGCGGGGAAAGUGCUUCUCCUCUUCAUCUACCUGUUGCUGCUGAGAGAAGGAAACCUGUAUUUUAAAAUGAAGGCUCCUUUGUCCUGGUUGAGACUGUGGGGGAAACAGAAGAGGAGAAAAACCUUCUCCCCUUCAUUCCCUCCCCACUGCCAGUGGUGGCUGUGGUAAAGGGAAUGUGGGGAUAGGUGGGUUGGGGUGAGGUGUAAAGGAAGGGAGUUGGCAAUGGGAUGAUGGGAAGGUGGGGUUUGGGGGCAAAGUGAGCUGAGGCAGCAGCCCCAAGCGCAGCAUAAAGACAUCUACACAGUAUAGCCGUAUAUAACAAUGCACUAAGAGUGGAUUGAUUCUGAAUGGUGGUUUUGGGUGUGUGUGUGGAGGAGAUGAUAUUGGGAAGUUAUCCGGGUUGAUAGACAAGUUUUGACUUUCUAACUCACGAUGUUUUUGGAGUGGGUUCCUUUUGUCAGUAGUAACAUGGCAGUAAGUGGUUUUAACAGAUGUAGUUCUUCCAUUCAUUGCAGCACUAUGUUGAGAGAGGUUGCCCAGCUUUUAAAUUCUGCUGUUGUUAAAGGAACACACAGACGCAUCAAAUGCCUUUGCUAUCUGAACACCGUGUCUUUUUAGACUCCAGAUCAUACCCUUUGUCUGCACAGCCCCAUGUUGCCUGCGCUGACUACAGCAGUGGCUCUCAGAACGAGUCUCUCAGCCCUGCAGUGAGAGGCCCUCUUAAGUGGAGAUGCCUAGAUUUGAGUCUCAGACCCUUCUGCAUACAAGACACCUCCACGCAUCUUCCUCUGGAGUGGGGUGGAAUGAGCUGCUGAGGGCCAGACACAGUCUGACCCUGGGGAAAGGCGCUCAUGGUUUUAGGGGGAAUGUAAACUCAGAUGAGUGAUUCUCCUGUUUUAGUUGGGAUCCAGCAUAGCAGAUACUGGAGCAAAACCCGCAUUUGUGCUGCAGUAUAGCAGAGCCUGCCUGCUGCUUCACCUCUUGAAUUCCCCACAUCUUACCCUUUUUUCUUUUUGCUUCACAGGAGAAGGAGAAAGCCCAUGAGGGAGCACGCCCUAUGCGGGCCAUUUUCUUAGCAGAUGGGAAGAUCUUCACGACCGGUUUCAGCCGUAUGAGUGAACGGCAGCUGGCACUCUGGGACCCGGUGAGUGGGAAGGUGGAUCUGGGAGCGAGGUGUGUGUUAUACUGCUGGGAUGUGGUGGUGGUGGUGGUGGUGGUGUGUGUGUGUGUAAGCUCUCUCUGUGUGUUCGGGGUCUCUUGUCCUGAGUUCAACUCCUGUUGAGCUCCAUGUGUUUGAGAGGUGAGAGGCAACAACUGAAGAGAGACUGCUUUGUGCACAUAGACUUGUCCCCACCCCUCAAUUAGGGUCUUAACCACGCAGGGUUUUCAAUCUCGGUGGGUUCAUGGGCAUAUGGAGCAUGCUCCCCUCUUGCUCUCAAGUGAAUGGUGUCAGGAUGGAUGGUAGGUGAAUCAUCACAUCAAGAUUGUGAUGGUGUGAAGGAUAGCAUUUGAACAAGGAGGUCUGUAACCUGUGCCUUUCUGUUUUUGCAGGAGAAUCUGGAGGAGCCCAUGGCAUUGCAAGAGCUGGACUCAAGCAAUGGGGCCCUUCUUCCCUUCUAUGACCCGGACACCAAUGUUGUGUAUGUCUGUGGCAAGGUAUGCUUUCGUACUAAACAGAAAUUAGUGAAAUUAAGUUAAAAACAGAGUCUGCAUUUGACAGCUUGCAGGUUAAUAUAAAGGUAAAGGUACCCCUGCCCGUACGGGCCAGUCUUGACAGACUCUAGGGUUGUGCGCUCAUCUCCGGGAGCCAGCGCUGUCCGCAGACACUUCCGGGUCACGUGGCCAGCGUGACGAAGCUGCUCUGGCGAACUGGCACUGAGGUUUUACCCACAGCACCACCCGCGCAGUUUAAUGUACCUUCGGGUAUAUUAUAUAAUAUAUAAAUCCAAUAAAGAAAGUAAAAUAAACAAGGAAAAGGUUCCAGUUUCAGUCCCUGGCAUCUGCAAAUAGGGCAAAAGAAGACACCUGCAGCCAGGCCCUGCAGGCCAGAUGCCCCCGACCUGGUGUUUUCCAGAUGCUUUGGACUACGAUUCCCAUCAUCCCUAACCAUAGCCCAUGCUGGCUGGGGCUGAUGGUAGUUGGAGUCUUACCAAUGUCUGGAGGACGUCAGGUCGGGGGAAAGCUGCUGUAGAGAAUACUGAACUAAGUGGCCUCCAGGGUCUGACCUCUGUAUAAGAUGGUUAAAGGGCAACGCUGGCUUCUUCUUGGGGUUCCAGAACUCUGGGUUUGUACCCUCUCUCUGAAGUGGGAGUUAAUACCAUGCAAUGUGGGCAUUCCCUUGGCCCUCUUCCUCAACCAGUCUGUAACACUGAAAGUGAAGUGCUCAGGGGGGAAGUGGCCCGCCCGGGGAUGCCAAGCAUCACAAUGUCUUCUAUAGGCUUAGUAACAUCGUGUGCAUCCUUUUUGCCCUCUCCCUCUUCCAGGGCGACUCCAGCAUCCGGUACUUCGAGAUCACAGCAGAAGCACCCUACAUCCACUUCCUGAACACAUUCACUAGCAAAGAACCCCAGCGUGGCAUGGGAUGGAUGCCCAAGCGGGGGCUGGAUGUCAACAAGUGUGAGAUUGCCAGGUAUUCUGAAUAAUGCUGGGGCUGGGUGUGUGUGUGUGUGUGUGUGUGACAGCAGCGAAAGAACUGGUAGUCUUGACUGGCUGCUUGUGCAUCAAUCUUUCUCUCUUGCUGCGUUUCUGCAGGUUUUACAAACUCCACGAACGCAAGUGUGAGCCCAUUAUCAUGACUGUGCCAAGGAAGGUGAGUGUUUGAUAGUGGGGGCUAGCCUGCUUUUUCAAGAAACUGCUGCUUAAGCUACAAGGGACGGGGGAUGGGCCUUCCCUUGCUGCUGUUUCGGGACCAAGCAACUGCAGAUGAGCCAUGACCUGUCUGUGGAUGGCUUGAUGGUUCUGCAUUAGAAUCUUGAAACAUUAAUCCGUGGGGCUGUUGCCACUGCUGUGUUCACCCAGCAAAUUGACAGGAGAUUCACACAUAACCUCAUAUACCCUGGAAGGUUGUGAGUAUUUCAGUUCUGUCCAUUGGGACAGGUGGUUGUGUCCCUUUGUAGCUUGGUAUUUCCAUCCAGCGCUUUUCUCCCCUCCGGUUUCCAGCUGUCCAGAAGGAUCUUCUAAAGUCAUAAGCUGAAACCAUUGCCAUUUCAACCCUGUUCCUUCUCUGAUCAGAAACAUUUAUUUUUUCCCAUAUGACGGUUGUGUGUGCUUUACUUGCCUUUAAACCAAGCUGAGCAUUACAUAAGCAUUAAAUAUCUAUACAACUUUUAGCAGACAUUUGAAGGCAGGCCUGUAUUGGGAAGUUUUUAAUGUUUGAUGUUUUAUUAUGUUUUUAUAUGUGUUGGAAGCCGCCCAGUGGCUGAGGCAACUAUUAUUAUUAUUAUUUAUUAAGCAAAUCCCUCCCUCCCCUCCAGUGUUCAGGUCUCAAGCUUUAUACAUAUGCCUGUUGUCGUUGCAUAGAAAUUGGAUCUGUGCCCGUCUAGCUUUGAAACUAUGUGGAUUUAAUAAUAAUGCUACUGCUUGACAGUUAAAUAGCCUGUUAGUCAAAGCACGCUAUCUGUUUCGUCUUUUAAAACUGCUCUGUAAGACAGGCCAAUAUAAAGUGGAGACUGAGAAUUGGAAAUUUUGAAACACAGCAAAUUUGUUGGGUGUUUUACCUUGUACAUCCCAUGGGAGAAGGGAGCAGCACUGUUCCACAUCAACCCAGUCUUAACACUGUCUUCUCUCUCUCUCUCUCUGCAGUCCGAUUUGUUCCAAGAUGAUUUGUACCCAGACACAGCUGGGCCAGAAGCCACCAUGGAAGCCGAGGAAUGGGUGGCAGGGAAGACGGCGGGGCCGAUCCUGAUCUCGCUGCGCGAAGCCUACGUGCCCACCAAGCAGCGUGACCUCAAAGUCAGCCGGAGGAGCUUGCUGCAAGAUAGCCGCCCCGCUGCUGCCCCCAGCGCCGGGCUGAGUGCCACACACCCCAGUGCCAUGUCUCAGUCUGCUGCCACGCCUGCCAUUAGCAUCAGCGCUGCCAGUGGGGUAUGUGCAGGGCUGGCGCCUGUGCCGGAACAGGGGGUUCUGUGGGUGGGUUGUUUGAUUGGCACUUCUCUGUCGUCCCUCACAGGGUUGUAGAGUGGUUGAGCUGGGUGUGGGUGGAUGUGGGUUAGAGCCAGAUGCAAGGAGCAGAACAGGAUUCUGAUGUGCCUUGGGGAGGGAGAACGGAGGAGAAGGUCUGCAUGUCCAAUAUUCAGUGCGUCCUGGGACUCUCCAGCAUUCUCUCCAAUAAUAAAGCAAAUCCUUUGUAGUUUUGGAGCAGUCAUCCUAUUUCAGUUAUUGGAGAAGAGCCAGUAGGGCUUGACUAGAGGCUGUGGUUAGAAAGUGGGCUUCCCAUACCCUGCAAAGUACCCUUGCCACAGAGAGCAAAUAAGCCUACAAAGGUUACCAGUGUGAGAGGCUAUAGGCAAACUUGUUGAGGGUAAGGCAAUAUUCUACCUUCAGGCACAGGAUGCCUCUGAAUACCAGUUGCAAGAGAGAGGAGAGGACUCUUGUGUUCAGGCUUCACCUGUUCUUCUGGCUGGCCACAGGAUGCUGGGCUUCAUGGACCCUUUGGCCAGAUCCAGCAGAACUUUCCUUACAUUCAACUAGGCUGCUAAUCAGCUAGCAAUCUGCAUUUCCAGCUAGCAAUCUGCAGGGGAAAGGAUGCCCCCUCCUCCAUAGCCAGCCUGGAAACAGAGGCAGAUAGAAAAAAGAAGAAGAAAAUGCCUUCUUCUAAGCAGACUGGCAGAGGAGGAACAGGAUGAUCCAUGCUCUGCUCUUCGCUAGCCCACUCAGGCAUCUGUGUGGAAUUCCUGGCAGUCUGCGGCUACUAGGCAAUUUGUCAAGGACAAAGGAUGCUUUUGGGCAUUUUUAACCUGAAUGCCAGGCUGUUCCUAGUUGAACAGAUCCUAUGAAGUCAGUCAGUCUGCUGAAGAUUUCUUUCUUUGGAUGUCUAAUAGCCUGCUGUGUGCAUGUGUUGACCAAGCAUUUGCCAGUGUUGCUUUCUUCCUUCCCCCCAACAUGUGUGUGGGUACACACAUGCACACAUAUGUGCGCACACACAUACAUGGUGCACUCCCUCUCAUACAUGCACUGGGGGAGGAGGCGCAAGUCCCGCUGAUCCCAGGAGUACAGGUCAUGGGGUGGUUAUGAGCUGAGCAGCUGGGAUCCUGUUGAAAAGAGCAGCAUGACCCUGCUUUCUUCUUCCUUGCAGGACGGCGGGCAGGUCAUUGAAGAAGUGCUGCGUGAAGUGGCGUCACUGCGGAUGCUUGUGGCUGCGCAAGGCGAGCGCAUUGGGCGGCUAGAGGAGCAGCUGAGCCGCAUUGAGAACGGCGAUGUCUAGGAGGGGUCCCCACGGAGGAGACCUCACCAACAUGGAUCUUCUUAAACGCUUCACCUUUUUUUGAGCUGCCAGUAAUCCCUUUAUACACUGCCUCAUCCUGCCCUGUGGUGUGAGACAGGGACUUGCCCUCUCUUGCUGCUACUGGGAAUGUUUCUUGGGUUUUGUCUCGGACCAAAUCUCCUCCUUCUCCCGCACCCUGUUUUACCCGAGGGGCGAUGUGCUGGUCUCCCCACAUCUGUCCCUUUGCCUUAUUCUGGCCAGAGUCCCUCUGGCCCUGUCCCCUUCCCAUGGCUGGGGUUGGCUUGUAUGUCCCCCUGUGGGGAUCAGGACUAGCUAACUGCACAGUCUGACAUGCCCACGCUUUCCACUGGCGAGAAGGCUGGGAUUCCCCUUCCCAAUCUCUCAUGGCGGGUGGAUUUUGCGGUUUAUUGGAAGCCAGUGCUUCCUAUGGGCCAGGCCUCUUCUCCCCUUUUUCCCUGCUAGGACCACUGAGAAUCCUGUUGAGGAUUCUUCUGCUUCCUUGCCUGAAUUUUAUUUUACUUCAAAGAGACCAUGGAUGGGAUCAUUGAGGCUUGACUAUGAAAUAAAUCUGCCAUCUAGUCACAGUCCUUAAGUUUCUUGUCUCUGGGACCACUCCUCUCUCCCUCCCUCCAGCUAAGCAGGUUCUGACGAAACAGACGAGGAGGUUGGAGGCGGAAAGAAACUGUUCAGGUUCAAUAAUCUAUAUUUUCAUUCCAAAUAAAAGUCUUUAUAAAGCCACAGCUCUGUGCACAA
Podarcis lilfordi (Lilford's wall lizard) is the source of this 15789-nucleotide messenger RNA. The record is from the annotation of a GenBank genome assembly. NCBI's taxonomy places the organism in Eukaryota, Metazoa, Chordata, Lepidosauria, Squamata, Lacertidae.